AUGUCUGCCAAAUAUCCGCCGAAAAUCAUCAGUAUCGGACGAGAACGAGUUAAAACUGCGACACUAUUUUCAUCGGCUAGUUUUGAAUGUUUAGGAGAAGGAAACCCACCUCCAACGUAUCAGUGGAUUCAGAAAAGGCCAACUCCUUCAGAUAGUAUCAUUGAAAGAGGAAGAGAUGCCAAACUAUAUAUAAGUAAUGUGACGUACGAUUUCCAAGGAGAAUAUCGCUGCAAAGUAACGAAUAUCAUUAAGGGUGAAGAAAGGACGGAAAUAAGCGAGCCAAUCAUUUUGCAAGUACACGGAGCACCACAAGUUUUGCGACAGUCUGCCAUGCCAGAAGUCAUUGUUGAACGUGGUCAGCCGGCAGAUUUGAGUAUGGUGGUUUGCGCAGAUCCUAGGCCUAGACUAGUCGCCUGGGAAUGGGGAUCCUUAAGAUUGGAAGCUGGAACGGAAAUGGGAAAAUACAGGGUAGAUGAUGUUAUGCAAGAAGAAAGAGAAGACUGCUAUUUAGCGACUCUGCACAUCAAGGACACUUCAUCAACUGACUCAAGAGCUUACUAUUUAGCAGUUGAAAACGAUAAAGGAACUGAUCGACAUGCUGUUCAACUAUACGUAAACGAGCCUCUACAGAUGAGUACGCUCGUGAGCGUGGCUGGGGCGCUUCUGGUGGCCUUCCUGCUUUUCAUUUGCGGUUGCGUGUACGCAAUUCGAGCCGAAAAAUGCUGCUUCGCCCGAAAGGGCGACUUCAAACCUACAGAGAUAGAUGGGCAAAAAAUAGACAUCGAAAAGAUGGCCACAGGCCCCGGAGGUAUCCCAGCCGACGCAAUAUAUACAACAACGCCUCGUAGCGGCGGCGGAGGCAAUAUGCCGCAACAGCAUCACCAUCAUGGUACCAGUCCAGAAGCAAUGAAGCAUCAACAACCCACUACACUUACAUUCAAUGGUAGAAGUAGCUUAGGAGGGUCGAAACAAAAGGCAGAAAACUUCUAUUCUAGUCUGAUGGACACACAUACAAAUACUCGUAUCUUGUCGGCCGACUUCUUCGAAUCCGACAAUGAUACGGAAAAUUACCAACAAGACAAAUACCAUAGUUUUAGUAGAUACUCGAACCAUAAAUCAAAAGACAAUUGGUCAUACGGUGCCGGUACCACUGCUGGUAUUAACUCACAUCGGUACUCGCUACCAAAUGAUAAUAAAUAUACGAGAAAGUCUGAACAUAAAAAGUACCAUAAAAAAGAAAAAGCCAGACCGAAACCGUUGCAAUUCGAGCACGAAAAGUACUAUGACCAUGUGUUUCCAAAGAGAGAUGUUAGAGUAGGUACUGAUUUCUUUUACCAGCCCAAUAGUUUAGACCAUGCAGAAUUGUAA
This is a messenger RNA of Diabrotica virgifera virgifera (western corn rootworm), 1368 nucleotides long. RefSeq lists its product as uncharacterized. Gene Ontology annotation, biological process: cell-cell adhesion. NCBI's taxonomy places the organism in Eukaryota, Metazoa, Arthropoda, Insecta, Coleoptera, Chrysomelidae. The record is from RefSeq and is a predicted model, not a curated record. Gene Ontology annotation, molecular function: cell adhesion molecule binding. Gene Ontology annotation, cellular component: cell-cell junction. The coding region runs from base 1 to 1368 and encodes 455 amino acids. The transcript is spliced from 8 exons.